Aspergillus versicolor CBS 583.65 is the source of this 281-nucleotide messenger RNA. RefSeq lists its product as uncharacterized. Gene Ontology annotation, cellular component: mitochondrial inner membrane. The transcript is spliced from 3 exons. The coding region runs from base 37 to 192 and encodes 51 amino acids. The record is from RefSeq and is a predicted model, not a curated record. Lineage: Eukaryota; Fungi; Ascomycota; Eurotiomycetes; Eurotiales; Aspergillaceae.
CGAACCUCAUCGUCAAUUGAUAUCCGCAAUUUGAAUAUGGCAGCGAAUCAUCCCAUCCACAUCCACCCUGCUCGACCACUCUACCGCUUUACGGCAACUGCCCUCGGCGCCAGCAUGUGGUUUUUCUUAAUGUACCGAGCUAAGAAGGACGGGCCUGCAUUGCUCGGUUGGAAGCACCCUUGGGAUCAUUGAGCGCAAACGAAAAUGGGAGAGAAACCAUGUUCAUAUAUCUAGUACAGGCUGGAUCAGCCGGCCAUACACCUCUCGAUACACUGAAUACC